AUGGACCCGGAAAAGAAGGACACGUCCGACUCCGAGACGACUUCCGUCAACGAGCCCGAGCUCGAGAAAGACAUCGAGGCGGCAGGCGUGACCGAGAAGGACCGCCCUGAACAGCCCACGCGCCGCUCCCGCAGGCUCGAGUUCGACCAGGGCGAGCAGCAUGUGAAGUUUCGCAGGAGAUGGUUCCAGCUCUGGCUACCCAAGAAUCCGCCACCACCUGCGCCCAAGUCACUCGACGAUGCGACGCUCCUCCCCAUGGUCUAUGCAUCGUUCAUCUCCGUCCUCACGUAUUCGUGGAUCAACCCGCUCAUGGUCCUCGGCUACCAGCGCACCCUCCAAGCCACCGACCUCUGGAAACUCGACGACGCGCGUGAAGCAGGCGCACUCGGGGCGCAGUUUGACGCCGCCUGGGCCGCGCGCGUGCAGGCGGCCGCGGAGUGGAACGCACAGCUCGCUGCGGGUGAGUUGCACCCGCCGCUCUGGCUACGCAUCAGGUGGUUCCUCGUCGCGCUCGUGCACCUGGCGAGAUUCGCGGAGACGAGGCGCGAGCUGGAGCGGGCCUGGCGUGAAGGCGGAGGACGCAGGGAGCCGAGUAUUGCGUGGGCGUUGAACGACGUGUUUGGGUGGACGUUCUGGACCGGUGGGAUUUUCAAGGUCUUCGGCGACACGGCUCAGCUCAUGGGCCCGCUCCUCGUCAGGGCAAUCAUCAACUUCAGCGAGGCGCGGGUCGCGGCCAAAGCAGCGGGGGAACCGACAGCGAGCAUAGGCCGAGGCGUGGGCAUGGCGAUCGGCCUGUUCUGCAUUACGGUCACCGCUAGCGUGUGCACGCACCAGUUCUUCUGGCGGUCUAUGACGACGGGCAUGCUGGCACGGGCGGCGCUGAUCAGCUCCAUCUACAAGCGGGGACUGACUCUAACAGGAAAGGCGCGCACGACGCUGCCCAACUCGAAGCUGGUCACGCAUAUAUCGACGGAUGUCAGCCGAGUGGAUGCAUGCGCUCAGUGGUUCCAUGCCGGUGCGUCUCACUGUGUCACGAUCUGCUUGAUCAUCCUGCUCGUCCAGCUGGGAUACUCCGCACUGGCGGGCUUCUCGCUGUUCCUCCUGCUCAUGCCCAUCCAAGAGCGCGUCAUGUCCUUCCAGUUCUCGAUCGGCAAGAGGGCGCUCAAGUGGACGGACAGGCGGUCGAAGCUCAUCCUCGAGGUGCUCGGUGCUAUGCGAGUUGUCAAGUAUUUCUCGCACGAGGAAUCGUUUUUGAGGAGGAUCUAUGACAUGCGGACAAACGAACUCAGGGGCACAAGAAAGAUCCAGAUCGCUCGUUCAGCCAACAUCGCCUCCGCCUUCUCCGUUCCAGUCCUAGCAGCCACCCUCUCAUUCGUGACAUACACCUCCACGUCCCACGCGUUCAACGUCGCGACGAUCUUCUCCUCGCUCGCGCUCUUCAACUUGCUCCGCCAACCGCUGAUGUUCCUGCCGCGCGCUCUCUCCGCCACGACCGACGCGCAGAACGCGCUGGAGCGUCUCAAGGUGCUGUUCCUCGCGGAGCUCAACGAGGGCUCGACUUUCGUCGUGGACAAGGAGCAAAAGAUGGGUCUGCUGGUGGAGGACGCGACGUUUGAGUGGGAGGAGGGCCCGAGUGCACGAGAAGGUAAGGAAGAAGGAAGGAAGGAAAGGCGUCGCCCAGGCGACUCGACGCCUGCCCAUGAACAGAGCGCCCCGUUCCAGGUCAAGGACGUGACAAUGUCGAUCCCCCGGGGUACGCUUGCAGCGGUUGUUGGUACUGUGGGCAGCGGCAAGUCAAGUCUCCUUCAAGGUCUCAUCGGGGAGAUGCGCAAAGUUCGCGGACAUGUGUCCUUUGGAGGCAAGGUUGCCUACUGCUCUCAGACAGCCUGGAUCCAGAACGCGUCUCUGAGAGAGAACGUUCUCUUCGGUCAGCCAUACGAGGAAGAACGAUACUGGAAAGCGAUAGAGAAUGCGUCUUUGCUUCCUGACCUUGAAGUGCUCCCGGACGGUGAUCUCACAGAGAUCGGAGAGAAAGGUAUCAACCUGAGUGGUGGCCAGAAGCAGCGAGUCAACAUCGCUCGUGCUCUCUACUACAAUGCGGACGUCAUUAUUUUCGACGACCCGCUAUCAGCUGUCGAUGCUCACGUCGGAAAGGCUCUCUUUGCCGAUGCCAUCGUCGGAGCACUCCGCAACCGCGGCAAGACCGUCAUUCUCAAUGGCCGUGUCGAGGAACAGGGAACCUACAGCGAGCUUGUGAAGAACGAGAAGGAAUUCUCGCGUCUUAUCAAGGAGUUCGGUGGUACAUCCACGAAGGAGGAAGAGGAAGACAUCGAGGAGCAGGCGAUUGAAGCCCCUCGAGGCAAGCCGGUUACGACUGUCGACGAAACCAAGCUCAGGGAAGAAUCCGCCAAACGCGCCGCUGCAGGUACCGGGAAGCUAGAAGGCAGGCUUAUCGUCCCAGAGAAGCGAACAACAGGUUCAGUUAGCUGGAAGAUAUACGGAGAGUAUCUGAAAGCGGGAAGAGGAUGGAUUACUGGACCUGUCGUUCUGCUCUUCAUCAUCCUGAUGCAAGGGUGCACCAUCAUGAACAGCUACACGUUGAUUUGGUGGGAAGAAGACAACUGGGGUAAAGGCAACUCAUUCUACCAGAUUUUGUAUGCAUGUCUGGGUAUUGGUCAGGCUUUCUUCACAUUUGCCGUAGGCGGUACAAUGGACGAGCUUGGCUUCCACGUUUCGUCCAAUUUGCACCACGACGCAAUCCGGAACAUCUUCUAUGCUCCCAUGUCUUACUUCGACACGACGCCUCUCGGUCGUAUCUUAAGUAUCUUCGGCAAAGAUAUCGAGAAUAUCGACAACCAACUUCCUGUCAUCCUGACGGUCUCUAAUAUGAUUGGGAGUGUAACGAUCAUUACCGUGCUGGAGCAUUACUUCAUAAUUGCGGUCGUCGGUAUCGGACUAGGUUACAACUAUUUCGCGUCAUUCUACCGCGCCAGCGCGCGCGAGCUAAAACGGAUCGACGCAAUGUUACGAUCAAUCCUCUAUGCUCAUUUUGCGGAGUCGCUUUCUGGUCUGGCGACGAUCCGCAGCUACGGAGAGACAGCCCGGUUCCUCAAAGACAAUGAAUACUACGUUGACUUGGAGGACCGAGCGGGGAUCUUGACGGUCACGAACCAGAGGUGGCUGGCAAUCCGCCUUGACUUUCUCGGCGGAUUGCUCAUCUUCGUUGUCGCGAUGUUGGCGGUCUCCAAUGUCUCUGGAAUUAACCCCGCCCAGAUUGGUCUUGUCUUGACCUACUCAACUGCCCUUGUACAACUGUGUAGCAUGGUCACUCGCCAGUCUGCUGAGGUCGAAACUUACAUGAGCUCUGUCGAGCGGGUCGUCGAGUACAGUCGAGGGGACAGAAUCGAGCAAGAAGCACCCCAUGAGAUCAAAGAUCGCAAACCGCCCAAGGAAUGGCCUGAUCGUGGUGCGAUCGAAUUCAAGGACGUAGUCAUGCGGUACAGACCCGGCCUGCCUUUCGUUCUCAAGGGUCUGUCUCUGAGUAUCAAAGGAGGAGAAAAAAUCGGUGUCGUCGGAAGCAGGACCGGUGCCGGGAAAUCUUCGCUCAUGUUGGCGCUGUUCCGUAUUGUGGAACUGUCUUCAGGUUCUAUUAACAUUGACGACAUCGACAUCUCUGCAAUUGGUUUGAAGGACCUUCGAUCGAAGCUCUCCAUCAUUCCGCAAGACGUGAGCACCAUACGAUCGAACCUAGAUCCUUUCAAUCAAUACACUGACGCUCACUUGUGGGAUGCACUACGUCGGUCCUAUCUGGUCGACAAUACUGCCAAGGCUGCGUGCGAAGAUCACGAUGGUACCGAAACACCUCAAAGUCGAUUCACCCUCGACACUGUCAUCGAGUCAGAAGGAGCCAACCUGAGCGUCGGCGAGCGUAGUCUGUUGAGUUUGGCUCUGCUUAUACUGACUCUGGUCGAUAGCGCAUCCGUGGAUCUGGAAACAGACUCCAAAAUCCAACAGACUAUCCAGACGCAGUUCGGUCACAAGACUUUGCUUUGCAUAGCCCACCGAUUGCGGACUAUCAUCUCCUAUGACAGGAUCUUAGUGAUGGAUUCUGGUCGGAUAGCAGAAUUCGAUACUCCUCUCAACCUCUUCCAGUUGGAAAAUGGCAUCUUCCGCGGCAUGUGCGAGAGAAGCGGUAUCACGACAGCGGAAAUAGAGAAGGCCGUUCUUAAGAUGCACAUGUUGUGA
Molecule: messenger RNA, 4245 nt
Organism: Fomitopsis serialis
Lineage: Eukaryota; Fungi; Basidiomycota; Agaricomycetes; Polyporales; Fomitopsidaceae
Product: P-loop containing nucleoside triphosphate hydrolase protein
Exons: 39
Coding region: 1-4245 (1414 amino acids)
Biological process (GO): transmembrane transport
Cellular component (GO): membrane
Molecular function (GO): ABC-type transporter activity; ATP binding; ATP hydrolysis activity
Source: RefSeq, a predicted model, not a curated record